GUGUUGCAGUAAAAGUGCAUUGCCUACAGAUGACGCAUCAACACUGCAAUAAGAUGAAUUUCUACUGAAAUAUUUUGAGGCACGAAAUUUCUCUUUCUGCUGCCUUUGCUCUCCAAAAGAAAUUGCUGUACCAUUCACUCGUGAUGAUAAAUGGGAACAAUUUUCAGCAAUAAAUCACAUUAAACGUAAUUAUAUGAUUUUAAAAAUGAAUGACACUCACAGUUUACUCCUUCAGCAAGCGUACAUGGCUGAAUUUGAUAAUCCAUUCACAUUUAUGCUAGUGGGAGCAGCUGAAAACGGCUUUACAGCUGAAGCUGAGGAUUCAAUUAAGAAGGGGGCAGAUGUAAAUGGAAGUAACAAAAGAAUAAUAAAACGACCACUGAAUUUAGCAUCAGAAAAUGGACAUACAGAAAUUGUUCGUUUAUUAAUAAACAACGGCGCAAAUAUAGAAGAUGUAAAGUCUUAUUUUUUACCUCUAGAAUCAGCUGCAAAGAAUGGUCAUACAGAAAUUGCUGCAUUGCUGAUAGAGCAUGGAGCGAAAAUAAACAAAACAGGAGGUUUUCAAAUGUCAGCUUUACAUUUAGCCUCUCAAAAUGGACACAACAACACUGUAAAGAUGCUUAUUCAAAAAGGGGCUAAUGUAAAUCAUAUCCCUGUUAAAGGAUUUGAACCUGCUCUUAUGAUGGCCGCAAGAAUGGGUCAUACAGAUGUGGCUGAGACGCUAAUAGAAGUGGGAGCAAAUAUAGAUUACCAAAACAAUCAAAACUUUAGUGUUUUGGAAACAGCUUUAAUGUCUGGCAAAACAGAUGUAGCAAAACUUCUAAUAGAAAAAGGAGCAAAAAUUGAUGGUGCGUUUAUGCAAGCCUAUAAAAAAAAUUGUACAGAAGUUGUUGACAUCUUACUAAACAAAGAAAUUGAUGUAAAACAUAAAGAUAAAUAUGGAAAGACUCUGUUAAUGAUAGCGGCAACAUGUGGAAAAACAGAGCUGAUGUCUAAUUUGAUAGACAAAGGGUCUGAUAUUGAUGAGAAGGACAAUGAGGGAGUGACUGCACUAAUGUCUGCCUCAAGUAUUGGUUGUUUGAAAGCUGUAGAAAUAUUAAUAGAGAAAAAAGCUCACGUAAAUGAGAAAUCAAAUGAUGGAAGAUCACCUUUAAUGUUUGCAUGUUCAUCAAAUCUUCAAUGUAAAGAUGUCAUUGAAAAGUUAAUUGAACAUGGUGCAUACAUAAAUGAAAGAAACAAAGAUGGAAAGACAGCUUUAAUGUAUGCAUCCAUGUAUGGGUGUACAGGUAAGGUGGAAAAGUUAAUUGAGCAUGGUGCCAAUAUAAAUGAAAGAUGCAAAGAAGGAUGGACGGGCUUAAUGUAUGCAUCACAAGGAUGCACAGAUACUGUAAAACUUCUUAUAGACAAAGGUUCAGAUUUGAAUAUAAAGGCAAUCAACGGAGAUACCGCUUUAAUUUUAGCAACUAGAUGUGAAAAAACAGAAAUAGUUGAAGUACUACUGGAUAAAGGCGCUGAUGCUAAAAUUCAGGGUAAAGAUGGUUUUUCAGCUCGACAAAUAGCGAUGAUACAUUUUUCAAGUCAAAAUAUUUUGAAAAUGUUUGUCGAGAAAAAAUCUGUUAUGUCUACAAAUGCUGUAAAACAUUAAGAAGCUCUUAAUAAACCCAUAAGGACUGACAUAAUGGCAACAGGGCAUGACAAACACAUCUCCCAGGAUAAAAGUAGACCAAAACAAUCUGGACACUCUGAUGACGUUUUAAAUAGUUUAUCACAAGAGCAAAAUGAAUUAUUUGAGUGGAAAAACUGAUGGCAACCUUGAAACAACAAGUUCAGUUACACAAGAGAAUGAUGAAAACCUUGAAAUAACAAGUUCAGUUACACAAGAGAAUGAUGAAAACCUUGAAACAACUGGGCGAGUUACACAAGAGAAAGAUGAAAACCUUGAAACGACUGGGCGAGUUACACAAGAGAAUUAUGAAAACCUUGAAACAACAGGUUCAUUUACACAAGAGAAUGAUGAAAACCUAGAAAUAACAAGUUCAGUUACACAAGAGAAUGAUGAAAACCUUGAAAUAACAAGUUCAGUUACACAAGAGAAAGAUGAAAACCUUGAAAUAACAAGUUCAGUUACACAAGAGAAAGAUGAAAACCUUGAAAAAACUGGGCGAGUUACACAAGAGAAUUAUGAAAACCUUGAAACAACUGGGCGAGUUACACAAGAGAAAGAUGAAAACCUUGAAACAACUGGGUGAGUUACACAAGAGAAUGAUGAAAACCUUGAAACAACUGGGCGAGUUAUACAAGAGAAAGAUGAAAACCUUGAAACAACUGGGCGAGUUACACAAGAGAAAGAUGAAAACCUUGAAACAAAAGGUUCAUUUACACAAGAGAAUGAUGACAACCUUGAAACAACAGGGCGACUUACACAAGGGAAUGAUGACAACCUUGAAUCAACAGGUUCACUUACACAAGAGAAAGAUGAAAACCGUGAAACAGUAGGUUCACUUACACAAGAGAAAGAUGAAAACUUUGAAACAACAGGUUCACUUACACAAGAGAAAGAGGAAAUCAUAUUGUGUGAAACGCAUCACAAAAGCUCCACUCAAUCUAAAUAAGUUGUAAAGUUAUUUCUCUACCACUUUUAAAGUGGCAAGAAUACAAAAUACUUUUAAAAUUCAUGCAUAUUUCAUUUUUUGGUAGAUUAUAAAGAUGACAUAUCAUUUAAAGAAUUUUUUCAAAGAGUUUUGCUUCCAGUAUAGAUUUCUGUAUCAAGCUAUGUGUCGUUAUUCACAUAAGUUGUUUUAAAGUUGUUUUUUAAAUAGGGUUGUAUGCAGUAUUUUUAUUUAAAAUGUAUAUUUUUUUUAUUAUUGAAAGUGAAAAUUGAUGAAGAAAGUUUUAUUCAUUUUAAUAUAUUAGAGUAAAAAGUGUUUAACUUUAUCACAAGACUGUUAGGGACUUGAUUGUAUAGUGUGAUUGCGUGUUGGUUUGAGAUGAUGUGUGUUGUUUUAUCUGUUAUUGUUAGUAUCUUGUGACGUAUUGUGUGGAAAGGAAUAUGACUUAUUAGUAUUGUAGAUGGUGGUAGAGUGUUGUGCUUUGAGUACGGUAAUGGCAGUUGAGGACUUAGUAGGAUGAAUAAAGAUAUUUUAUACAAUAAUUUAUAGUUGUGAAGUGUAUAUAAUAAACCCCUAGACAACGAAGCCAACGAACCUAUUAAGCAAGAAUAGGUUUGUAACAUUUGGGAGGUUCGUCCGCGAUUGGGCGCCUAUAUACUGCCGUGCCUGCAUACUGAUGUAUACGUAUGCUGCUGGUCCUGUGCCCCGCUGGGUUUGAAUCCUGCUAAACCUGCAUCCUGCGACUGCCACAUGCUGCUCUACUGUAUCCCGGUUUGACUUUAGGCCGAUGUCUUGCCUGUAUCCUGCUUGGCCAGAAUCCCACUGGGCCUGUAUCCUGCGACAAUCGUAUGCUGCUGUGCUGUUUCCCGGUUUGACGUUAGGCCGCUGCCUGGCCUGUAUCCUGCUUGGCCAGUAUCCCACUUGGCCUGUAUCCAGCGACCAUCGUAUGCUGCUGUGCUGUUUCCCGGUUCGACGUUAGGCCGCUGUCUUGCCUGUAUCCUGCCGGGCCAGUAUCCCACUUCGCCUGUAUCCAGCCAUCAUCGUAUGCUGCUGUGUUGUUUCCCGAUUUGUCGUUGGGCCGCUGCCUGGCCUUUCUCCUGUUUGGCCACUAUCACACUGGGCCUGUAUCACUCUGUGACUGCAUCCUAACGUUACUCUUUCCUGCUGUGCACUGUGCUGUACCCCUAUUUGACAUUGUACUCAUGCCAGUUCAGUGACAAUUAUUGUGCUCCAGAGAUCCGUGAGGGACAAGAUAAAGACUUACGUUACUUAUUUUAUUUGUGCUCUCUUUAUAGUUAGGUAAGAUUUUUUUUCAUAAACAUAUAUAGAUAGAUAGAUAUACAUACUUUUUUGUGUUAGAUAACAUAUUUAAAUGUAUUAUUUUAGUCUGUUGUAUUGGACCCUGCUCAAUUUUAAACUUAUGAUUAUAAACAAUGGAAACAACGAGUGUAGAUGAAACCUAUAUGUUGGAACUACGAGAGUUUGGAGAGGACCUGGGUUAUAAAGACGAGGCUCUUACUAGGUGGGUGGAAAGGAAACUGAUAGAAACAAAAUAAGCUAGAAAGGGAGGAGAGGGAUAGAGAACGAGAUAGACAAGAUAGGCUAGAACGGGAAGAACGAGAUAGACAAGAUAGGCUAGAACGGGAAGAACGAGAUAGACAAGAUAGGCUAGAAC
Molecule: messenger RNA, 4284 nt
Organism: Lymnaea stagnalis (great pond snail)
Lineage: Eukaryota; Metazoa; Mollusca; Gastropoda; Lymnaeidae
Source: the annotation of a GenBank genome assembly